AUGUCUUCCGAAAUCGCUGCUGAGCCUGCCCCUCAGUCUGUCCCCGAGACUACAAAGACUGUCGAACCUACCACUGCUGCUGUCGAAGUCAAUCCCACAGAGCCUAAGCCGGAGGAGGCAGUCGUUGCACCUACAGACAAACCAGCAGAAACCACCCCUGCUCCCGCCGAAGUUCCUGCUGAACAGACCACUGCAGCAACCCCUGUUGCCGAGCCAAAGGAUGAGACAACCGACAAGAAGGAAGAGCCUCAAGCCCCUGCACAGCCCGAGUACUUGACAAAGAUCCCUGGUCUCAACAAGUUCUUCGAAAGUCUGCCCGAGAUUCUCAACAAAACUGGUCACACGGAGAUGUGGGGAGUUCCCCUGAAAGACUCCAACAACAUCCCUACCGUCAACGUCCUGAUCAAGUUCCUCCGUGCCAAUGAGGGCAAUGUCAAGCAAGCCGAGGAGCAGCUCACCAAGGCUCUUGAGUGGCGAAAGGAGAUCAAUCCCAUCGAAAUCGUCAAGAGUGCCAAAUUCAGUGCAAAGAAGUUUGAGGGCCUGGGCUACAUCACAUCUUACAUUGACCCUAGCUAUGGAGAGACGAUCUUUACUUGGAACAUCUACGGAGGAGUCAAGGAUUUGCACAGUACCUUUGGUGACUUGGACGAGUUCAUCCGCUGGCGUACAGCUUUGAUGGAGAGGGGUGUCCAGGAGCUCAAACUGAACGAGGCAACCGAAGUCAUCGAAUACGAUGGCGAAGAUCGCUACCAGAUGCUUCAAGUCCACGACUACAAGGGCGUUUCAUUCCUCCGCCUCGAUCCCACUGUCAAGGCCGCCUCCAAGAAGACGAUCGAGGUUUUCUCCACUGCUUACCCCGAACUGUUGCGAGAGAAGUUCUUCAUCAACGUCCCAACCAUCAUGGGAUGGAUGUUCGGCGCCAUGAAGAUCUUCUUGAGCAAGAACACAAUCCGCAAGUUCCACCCAAUCUCCAACGGUGCCAACCUCGGUAGAGAGUUUACCUUUGUCGAGGACCUUCCCAAGUCAUACGGUGGACAGGGUGCCGAGCUCAAGGAUGCUGGUCGCACCGUUCCUCUUAUUGAUGACAUCCCUGCCGGUGAGCCUGCAAAAGCAGCCACUGAGGCAUCCAAAGAAGUAGCCGCUGCCAAAGCUGAAGAACCCAAGGCUGCCGAAGCCGAACCCGCACCUGCACCAGUCCCAGCAGCAACUGAAGCUCUCAAGGAGGAGGCCGUCAAGCCUGAAGAGCCCGCCCCUGCUGCUGCCGCUGAGCCCGCCAAGGAAGCCGAACCUGCCGCCGCUGCUGCACCAGCCGGCGAAGAAUCCAAGUAG
Messenger RNA from Talaromyces amestolkiae, 1329 nucleotides. RefSeq lists its product as uncharacterized. Gene Ontology annotation, biological process: regulation of exocytosis; Golgi to plasma membrane protein transport. The coding region runs from base 1 to 1329 and encodes 442 amino acids. NCBI's taxonomy places the organism in Eukaryota, Fungi, Ascomycota, Eurotiomycetes, Eurotiales, Trichocomaceae. Gene Ontology annotation, molecular function: phosphatidylinositol transfer activity. The transcript has 2 exons. Gene Ontology annotation, cellular component: cytosol; plasma membrane; cortical endoplasmic reticulum. The record is from RefSeq and is a predicted model, not a curated record.